Nelumbo nucifera (sacred lotus) is the source of this 729-nucleotide messenger RNA. Its product is annotated as NDR1/HIN1-like protein 1. Gene Ontology annotation, biological process: defense response to other organism. The record is from RefSeq and is a predicted model, not a curated record. NCBI's taxonomy places the organism in Eukaryota, Viridiplantae, Streptophyta, Magnoliopsida, Proteales, Nelumbonaceae. Gene Ontology annotation, cellular component: plasma membrane.
AUGGCUUUCGUGCCAGACGAUCGAGCAAAAUAUGCAGCAGGCUAUACCUCGGCCUUCCCGCCGCCGGUGUACUAUCCUCCGGCAUACCCAACAGGUGGCUACCCAUACACUGCAGCAACGCCGAGAUCUCCAUCUCCACCUCCCCAUGAUGCCUGCAGCUCCUUCCUCCGCCGUAUGAUUAUCCUGGUGAUUGUCGUCACGGUCGUAAUGGGUCUGAUCAGCAUCGCCGCGUGGUUUAUCCUCCCCCCACAAGUCCCCGAGAUCAGAGUCGAAUCCUUCUCCGUAUCCAACUUCAACCUCUCCAGUUCAAUAUUGACGGCCAAAUGGGACGUAGCCAUGAACGUGAACAACCCCAGCGAGAAAGUUGGUAUGGUGUAUGAUCGCGUGCAUACACUUGUGCUGUUCGGGGAGAGAAUUCUGACUGCGAAAUUUCUCCCGCCCUUCUACUUGGAGAAGAGGGAUCAAACAACGCUGAAUGUGAAGUUUACAGCGGAUUCGGAGUACAUGGAAGGCGUUCUGGACGAGAUAAUGCAGGUGGAUCGGAGAAAUGGGGAGAUGUUAUUCAAUCUGAGGAUGACCGCUUUUAUUACGUUCAAGAACGGAAUUUGGACGUUAAGCAAGCAGAGUGUGAGAGUUUACUGCGAUUAUUUGAGGGUUGGGCUCUCUAAGUCAUCAUCCGGAGCAGGAACGUUAAUAGGUGGUCCAAGGGAUUGCUUGGUUUAUCUAUAG